Molecule: messenger RNA, 11399 nt
Organism: Drosophila ananassae
Lineage: Eukaryota; Metazoa; Arthropoda; Insecta; Diptera; Drosophilidae
Gene: RhoGAP100F
Product: rho GTPase-activating protein 100F
Exons: 11
Coding region: 1555-7080 (1841 amino acids)
Biological process (GO): signal transduction
Molecular function (GO): protein binding
Source: RefSeq, a predicted model, not a curated record
UAUAAAAAGCUCUAAAUUCAUAUUUUGAUAUUAAAAUUGCAUAUUUUCGCAUCUAGCAACACUAGCUUUUUGGCGCAUGCGCGUCCUUUGGAUCUUCCUUCGUGCAUUUUCAAGCUGCAUUUUUCUCUCGUCGUUCGCUGGUGACCGUUGUUGCUCUGCAGGAAACCAUUUUGUGGGUGAAUCAAAGCCAAGAAAACUGGAGUUGCGGCUCAAAAACACGACAACAAGACGCGCAAGGCCCCAGGUGCAGCUGGGAUAGUUGAAAAUACAAGGAAAGUGCGGCGGAAAAGCCGAAAACACGGACCAACAACGCCGCUGAAAAGUGGGAAAAAAAGGCUACCGAGUACCGAGUACCGAGUGGUGGAGUGAGUGGGAGCUGGAAAGAGCCCGCAAGUGGUGGGUGUUGUGCACUGGUGUGUGUGCGUUGCUCCAAAUUCGCGGCGUCGGCGCAGGAACUCGAUGGGGCUCUUUCUCUCUUGGCGAACGGAACAGGAUAUUUUAUUAUACUGAAAUUCGUACGCAGGAAAUUCGCAUAGUUGUGAAAGCUUCGUGCUGGCACACGGACGCAGUUCGCAUUCCGUUGCUGGGCUCCUCGCACCCGCACCCGCACUCACCCGCGCGCACUCACACACUCGUCCCCCAUCGGCGAUACUCGGCCGAAAAUCAAUUUAGGCAAGAUAAGCGCCUGGCGCUCCACAGUGGCAGCUUUUCCGUCGAAACAUGCUGAAGUUAACUCAUAAAUUGCGCAAAAAAACCCGCAGCAAAAAAGUGACUGCUGCGGUGGACACAAAUUUGUGAAACGCAACGGGCAUCGGGCAACGGGCAACGAAACGCAACGAACGCGAGGAGAGAGGCAGCGCAGAAGAGGAUGCGAGGAUGUACUUUCAAGUCAAUGACCACCGAACCAGCAAUUUAUCAGCUUCAACGACCACAACGUAGCUCCAACAACCAGCCAGCCUCGCAUCUCGCCAUUUGGGCAUUUGUGCAUUUACAGUUAUCUCACUGCCGCAGCAUCAGCGGAAAGUAGUCCCGAAUCGGAGCCACAACUAUUCAGUAUACGAGCAGGCCAGAGCCACCGCACUGCAAAGAGCGGAGCACUUGCGGUCCAGAGAGCGAGAGAACGAGUGCAUCCUCCACACUACAGCGGCACACUUACGACUUCUCCUCCACCGUCUAAUCGGCUCCUGCUCCUGCACUUCUGCUCCCGCUGUCAUCCAGUGGCUGUCAUCCGCAAUUUGUGAUCUCAUGUUUUCAUAACUCGGGCGGCCGCUGGCACGGAUUAGGAAGAACGUCAACGUCGGGCGCCCUGUUCCUGCUCCAACUGCAGGAACUCACAACGAGCAACGAAUAAAUCGAACUUGCAUUUUUAUAUCGUAUUUUUGUAAGAAACCAAAUCGGAACGUGUUCAGCAUUCAGCCAAUGCCAUCGAAUCCAACUCGGUUUGGAAGAGAAGUCAACCGAGCGGGCAAUUAACAGAGUUGCCUUCAAACGAACCCCCACCACCCCACAGGCGGAACGCAGAAGGAUAUUCCCCAAUCGGAUCCCCACUAAUAAAUGCAGUGGAAGAAGAAGUUUACUCGAUUAAAAGCGGCUACUGGAAAUUCGCGUGUGCGAAGAAUGCUUUGUUGUGGACGUAGAAAGGAGAAUGGAAGAUCAGUUCCUGAUGUCACUGCCAGUCCGGGUAGAGCACCUCCAGGCCCGCUGCCAGCCAAUCAGCUAUCCUCGCUGGGCAACCAACAGCCGCACCAUGGGAACCAGCAGCACCACGGGAACCAUGCGAACCAGCAGCACCACGGCAACCACCGCGGCCAUAGCGGCAGUCUGUCAAAUGCGGUGGGCGCCAAGGAUCCAGUGCUGUUGCAAGGCGACUUCCGCAAGGUCAGCGGCAUCAGCUCGGAGAUCUUUCGGCAGAUAGAGGCCGUGGAGAAUGACCACGAUCCUAAUACGGCGGCGGCCCUCGAAGCGGUGGAGAGGCGCGGAGAGAUGAUUGUGCGCAUUCUAGAGCCCCGGUGCAUGGGCAGCAAGCCGGCGGUGGACGCAGCCCACAAACUGAUGAACAAGGCCGAUGGGCGGCAUACGGUGCAACUGGUGGAAAUCGUCAAGCGCCCCGGCCAGACACUGGGUCUGUACAUCCGCGAAGGGAAUGGAGCCGACCGCACCGAUGGCGUUUUCAUCUCCCGGAUCGCUUUAGAGUCUGCCGUUUACAACAGCGGCUGUCUGAGGGUGGGUGAUGAAAUCUUGGCGGUUAACCUGGUGGACGUCACCCACAUGUCCCUGGACGAUGUCGUUAUCAUCAUGUCAAUUCCACGACGACUGGUGCUGGCCAUUCGCCAGAGGCGUGGCAACCGAGGCACUGGCUCCCCGGGACCUCCAACUCUUUCCAGGCCCGAGCAAAAGCCGCCACCGGUAGUGGUAAUCAAGCGUGAUCUGCGCGACGAGGAUCUGGACGAAACUGAUCGGAUGCCAAGGCCGCGAUCAUCACGUGAUAGACGUACAGGGGACGGCCGCGAGAUGACGGAGUCCAGAUCCCGCUUGGGUCUGGGUCUGAACAACUACAGUCCACAGUCGGAGCAGCUGGACAUGUACUACAAUACAAGAGGAGGUGCCGGCGGAGGAGGGCCUAUGGGAGAGCCUCCUAACUGGGGAUACAAACCACCACCCCCUCCAUCAUCCGUGAUUACGGAGCAGCCCACAAAAGGACACGCCUUUGCGCCAUCUCAUGCCUACUACCAAAAUGCGGGAACUCUAGAGAGUUUAGCAGAGAAGGUGCACGCAUUUUACCCAGGAGCACCCGGUGGACCACCUGUAGGGCCCUCUCGGCGAAUGUCCACUGGCACCGGCAACGUGGGUCUGGCCCAACAGCACGCUAGGUUUCCUCGAUCGGGCUCGGACCAGCACCUCCCCCGCGUUGAAUAUGCAGAUUACUCGAACUCUCUGGGCCGCCACUCUUUGCUCCGUUCCAGCUUAAAGCCAGGAACGGCUGGAGGAGCUCCUCUUCCAGUGGGCGUAGGUGGCACACUAGGGCGCUAUGGCCGCUACGAUCAGCAGAGGAGCGGCGGCGUCUCCAAGUACGGUCCGCCGGCUGCAGGAGCCCAGUCUCUGACUCGCCGUUCCAGGCCGAACCUGGACUACUCCAGUGACACAGAGGCUACGAUUGGUCCACGAUCGAGCUACUACUACUACAACCGCCCCGCCAUCGCAAGCAUGCCAAGAGGAUCAGGUGGCGGCGGAGGAGGGGCAGCCGCCGCCGCAGCCAUGCUGGCAGCGGAUCAUCUUAACAAAUUCAACUCGUUGCCUCGCGAGCGACCCGGCGUCCGACUGCAGGGAAUGCGAUCGCGAAUCGGUGAUCGUCUAGUGGACGAAAACGAUGGCAAUACUUCGGCACCGGAGUUCGACGCGCGGCGGGGCAGGGAUCUGCGCCAAAGAAUCACUGCUAGCCCGUCGAUAUUCACGGCGGACGAGUACCGUGCUUGGCUGAGGAGGGCGCCGAGCAGCUCAGCCAUUGCGGAGCAAAUGCGGAUGACACGAGACAUGUUUGCCCAGCCACGGGCACAGAGGUUCUCGUGCAGUGCCGAAAAUAUUCACGAUGUGCUUAGAAACACGGAAAGCAUCUACUCGAGCAGGAACCACAUCCUCGGCACCGGCACUUUAGAUCGCAAUAUGGGCCUCACCCGCCCUAUCUCGGCGCUGCCAGUGAGAUCUAUGUCCUCGCAGCAUAUCGGAGGCGCAGGUUCCAUCCGCUCGCCCAGCAUACGCCGCAUGCGGCAGUUACUGGAGCUCUCCGCUGGACCGGCCAGUCCUAGUGGCAGCAUAAUGAGCACUGGGGGCCACCAAAGUCCUGCACCUACACCAAGUGCUACGCUGCCGCGUCCCCAUCGCCAGAUCGACAUCAAUCCGGCGGAGUUUGCGAAGUACAAGCUGGACAAGCCCAUUGUAGACAUGGGAGGUGUCUCCGGCAUGCUAUGGAUUCACCUUCUUGCUGGUCGCGGCCUGAGAACAGCUCCAGAAGGAGUAGGUCCCGGAGGAGCAGCACCACCGGGACAAACUCGAGAUCUCUACUGCGUUAUUGAGUGCGACCGCGUGCACAAGGCUCGCACGGUAGUGCGAUCUGGUGACCUGCAGUUCGACUGGGACGAGUCCUUCGAGCUGGACUUAGUGGGCAACAAACAGCUCGACGUGCUGGUUUACUCCUGGGACCCGCAGCACAGGCACAAACUGUGCUACCGCGGGGCCAUUUCACUAUCAGCCAUUCUGAGGCAGUCUCCCUUGCAUCAGCUGGCUCUCAAGGUGGAGCCCAGAGGCACUAUCUACAUCCGAAUGCGUCACACGGAUCCCCUGGCCCUCUACAAGCGUCGCGGACUGCCCAGCUUACGGGCCGGUUACCCGACCCUAUUCGGAGCUGACCUCGAGUCAGUGGUGAAUCGAGAGUCUAAGGGUGCGCCCGGCUGUGCACCAGUACCCAUCGUUCUGCGGCGAUGCGUGGAGGAGGUGGAACGUCGGGGGCUUGACAUAAUCGGGCUGUACCGACUGUGCGGUUCUGCCACCAAGAAGCGACUGCUGCGCGAGGCCUUCGAGCGCAACAGCCGCGCAGUGGAAUUGAGCCCGGAGCAUGUUCCUGACAUCAACGUCAUCACCGGGGUGCUCAAGGACUACCUCAGGGAGCUUCCAGAGCCACUGUUCACUCGAUGUCUUUUCCAAAUGACGGUGGAUGCUUUGGCUGUCUGCCUGCCAGAUGACCCAGAGGGCAAUGCGAAACUGAUGCUUAGCAUCCUCGACUGUCUGCCGCGGGCAAACCGGGCCACGCUUGUGUUCCUGCUCGACCACUUGUCGCUGGUGGUGUCCAACUCGGAGCGGAACAAGAUGUCCGCCCAGGCGCUCGCCACAGUGAUGGGCCCCCCGCUGAUGCUGCAUUCGGCGAGUGCGCAACCGGGCGCUGACAUUGAUCAUGCCCAGCCGAUCGCGGUGCUGAAGUAUCUUCUCCAGAUCUGGCCGCAGCCGCAGGCGCAGCAUCAGCAGCUGGCGCAGCACAUGGCCGGCGCUACAGGGGCGAUGCUGUCCGGUAUGGCCACUGCCGGCAGCAUGAGCAAUAUGGCCGGCGUUGCUUCAGGUCGGCGCGGCGAGUCAACAGGGCAGCGUGGAAGCAAAGUCAGUGCGUUGCCAGCGGACAGACAGGCACUCCUUCUGCAGCAGCAGGCGCAGCUCAUGGCGGCGGGCAACCUACUGCGCUCGUCCACUUCGGUAACCAACAUACUCUCCCAAGGCCAUCCUCAGCUCUCAGCCACAGCCAACAGUCAUCUGUAUCAAUCAGUAGUGGGUCAGUUAGCUCAAUCGCAUCGAGCCUUGCAACAAGCGGUGCAACAGCCCUAUCAAUUGGGGGCCUCAGUGGUCUCAGCAAUUCCCGACCCAUCGCCACUGCCACUUCCCGGCACACCCUCCCCAGGCAGUAGUUCGGCCUCGACAGGAUCAGGCUCCGGAUCGGGAUCGGGAAAAAGCACGGAUACCAUCAAACGCGGCGCCUCGCCCGUCUCCGUGAAGCAAGUCAAAAUCAUCGACCAGCCGGCCAGCCCUUACUCCAUCGUGCAGAAGAAGCCUCCCCUACAGAAGGACGCGCCUGUGGACAUCAUCACGCCCACCACCAGAUCGGAUACAGCCUCAAGUUUGGCUAGUAAGGAAAACGGAGGGUCAAUCACCCUUAAGUCAAACGUAGAAUUUUAUGAAACGCACAAGACACUGGCUCCAGAGGCAGCCGCAUACAGCUCCAAAUACUCUAGUCUGGAGGCCAAAAAGAGCAGCUACGGGAGCAGCAGCUACACACCAAGCAAGUCUGCCGGCAAUGGCCUCUCCGCUGCCGAUGACUAUAAAGCUAUGAGGAACAAGUCAAGUGCCACUUCGAGCUCCAGCUCCUCCCAGGCAACUGUGCUUAGUGCGGGGUCCACGGCCACAUCGGCUCCGACAACCUCCUCCGAUGACUCGGAUGACUUAGUGUCCUACAAGUCCUCAGCUUCCACGAACGCCCUGCUCGCCCAAUCGCAGGCUAUGACCACCAGUCAGCUGAUGUCCAAGUAUCUCAAGCGGGAACCGCGGGUGCAAUUUACUCCGAUCAAGUCUCCAGACUCGCCGUCGCCGCCAGGAGGUGGCGAUGGUCUACCCAAGGGAACAUACCAGCUAGUAACACCCACAUCAAGUGGUCCAUCUACCAAGCCGGGAGUAACCACAGGAGCGAUUAGCAAGUACACCACUAGCACUAACUCGACGGACUCGAGCCAAAAGAUGUCCUCCCCCUCACGACUGUCCAGUGCUAAGGAUGCCAAAACUACCACAGGCUCUACCACAGGCUCUACCACCACCACCUCCUCAUCCUUGGUGUCCACAGGAAGGAGACUAUUCGACAGUCUUGCCUCCUCCUCGUCCUCGGAGACGGAGACCAAGACCUACAUUGGAGGCACCGCAAGCGACAUAAGGAGCGCAGUAAGCAGUAGUAGUAAGUCGGGAAUGGGAACGACCUCAGGCCCUGGCUCCGAGCCGAAAAGUUACGGAAGCACGCUCUUCGGGAGCAGCGGUUUAGGGAACGGAAACCACUCCAGCACCACCACCAAAGGGAACGGAAACCACAAUGCCAUGCAUCUGUAUGGAACUCUUCCCAAAAAUGGAAUUUCCACAGGGGCUGCUCUGUUCGGGAGCUCGGCCAGUAGCUCCUCUUACCACUCAGGGGGAGCAAGUGGGGGUUCUAGUGGAGCAGGCACAGCUAGCAGCAGUGGCGUAAGCUCCAUGACGGGUUCCACCAACAGUUACGACUUUUAUACUAGCAGUUCGAACAGCAGUAGCACCCGUCCCUUUGCCAACGGCGGUAACAACUACCACACACUAGGAACCUACCGGGCGCAGUAUGCGGCCACUAAUCCGUUUCUGGACGCCUUCGAUGAGAAGCCAGGUUCCGGCAGUAGCAACGGAAAGGAGAAGAUAGCGGGGGACAAGAUAGGCGUAGCUAGUGCCCACCAGAGAGCCCCAGCAUUGUCGUCCUUCGGGUCCUCGUCGGGAGACUCGAAGAACGGAAGCGAUGAGUAUGACGACAUAAAGUGAGCCAAGACGAGUCAGGAGGCUCAGGGGGGUUAGGAGCGUCAGGAGGAAAGGCAAUAGAUAACUUCACCUAUGUGCUUCAUUAAACUCUAUUCAUUAUUGAUUAUCGCUAAAAUAAAAGGGAAAUCGAAUCCAAAACCCCCUAGAUUGCAGCUUUCGAGGCUCAAGUUUUCCAGCUUACAGAGGAGGCAGCAUACAGAAAAAAAAAAAUGGUUCAAGGGAGAAAAUAUUAUUUUACCAACAGCAUUUGUAAAUAAAGAAAACAUACAUUAGUGGAUGUAGGUAAGCGCGGAAAAGUCGUCGGAGUUAGAUGUCAUUCAAUGCUGAACGUGGUCUUUUCGAGUAUUUACAGUUUACAAAUUUACAAUAUGGGAAAGUAAAGCGAAUAAUCGAAUAUAAGUUUAUCACAACCGUUCUUAGUAAUCGACAUGCUACUAGAAACUAUAAGAGACAUGAUAUCCUAAUUACCUUUAUAAAGGAAACACCCAAUGGCAGAAUAUAUACAAAAUACUGAAUGAAUAUUUUCCAAAACCCAAUUGAAGCCUUGCGGCCAGCUUAUUUCAAUCCGAAUUCAACAAUAUUUACGAACAGUAUUUUUCAAUGAACUAAGCAUACAUAAUAAAUGAAUCUUGAAUCGAACUCAAUCGAAAACCCAAAAACUUAAUGCAUAAAUUAAAUACAAAAUUAAAUACAAAAGUACAUAUACUUAAAAAUAUACCAGAAGGUUGAACGCGCAUUUAUUUUUUUUCAAACAACACAACCGACAAUUUCUAUAUAUUUACUUAAAUGCCCUAGAAAAAGUAAUACUAUGCUGAUAUUUUUGAAACUCUCCAUCCUCAAGUGGAAUGAUGUAGAUAGAUAGAACCUCGGUUCCACGAAACAGACUCUUCUAGCCCGUGCUACGUCUGUGUUUCAUCCUGACCAACUUUCAAAUUUAUACUUCUUUUUACGUGUAUGCUAACUAGAUAUUGGACGUCCUUUUGAGCAAUGUAUUGCCAAAAUUGUUUCUCUACGCCUCCUAGACACAUCCAUGCCUAUAUACACCCUACAAAAAUAUAUCAGUCUCGCUAAGAGCGGCGUCGCGCCGAGCGGAACGAUCCGAAAGGCUCCGACUGAAGUCGGAGGGAACGCAGAUGCAUACAUGCUACAUACAAAUACAUGAAUUUAAUGACGAAUCGAUGUGCUUAGUUUUUGUAUGAAACAAAGUCUGAUAUACACACUAAUAUACAAACAGUACAGUAUAAUAUUUAUAGGCAUUUAAACAUAAAUAUACAAACAACAAAACAAAGACAAAACCGAUUAAAAAUUUAUAACAUAUAUAAAGUACUAAAAUAUUAAAAACUAUAUACAUAAAUGACGCUUUGCAACAAAGAUAAAUUUUGAGCAAUUAUGUUUGCAAAGCUUCUUGAAAUAAAUCACUAGUGUUCGUGCAACUGUUCUUAAUCCCAAGUAGCAUGACGUACACAUAUAUCUCUAAUCAUCAUAUUGGAUAACCCUGUUAACAAAUGCUAUGGUCCUGUAAAUACCCAACAUAAAGUUGUACCGACACAGUAAUCUGAAAUGCAUCUAGCAGUCGGGUCAACCUAGGUUCUAACGAUAGGCAAGCUUGGCAUGUAACAACCUGAUAACGAAAUAUUAUUUAAAUUUUGCCUGUGGGCACUGAUAAGAUAAAAGCUCUAAACGAAAAACUCCAAUUAUACUCCAAGAUACAGGUACAUACAAAAUUGGAGAUGCAGAUACCCCAGUUAUCCGUAACCACUAAGCAUAAUCAUUCGUCUUCAAACACAUACUUCCUUGGCAAGAACCACACUAGAGGUUAAUUAAGGUUCCAAGUGCAAGUUAAAGCUCAGAUUAAAACUCAGCAUCAAUUAUAACAGGGCUUACGCCAUACAUAAACAUAGCCAAGAUCGCGCCUUAUUUGAUUUUAAUAUAGAUUGAGAUUUCCAAAGAGCGUUGAGAUUUUAAAUAGCAAAUUUAUCGGUUAACUAUUGUCGUAUUUAUUUGAUGGGAAUCAAGAGCGUUAUACAUGAAUCUCGAAACCAAAGAUUUAUAAAACACAACUUAGGCAAAUGUGCAGAGUUGGGGCAAUUGAUUUUUAUAUAGUGAAUUGUUAAUUAUUGCAUAUAGAGAGAGUAGAGUUUUUAAUAUUUAGAGUGUCAACAUCAACAAAUGGGAGAUAGCAAAAGCAGAGUGUUCAUUUGUAGAGGUCUAGUUACCGCCUUAGCUGCCCUACCUGUUUAUUGAUUUUAGGAUUUAAAUGUCGUACUUACACCAAUGAAACGUCAAUGUUACUACAGCUAUCGCCUUCUUUUAAAAGUACAUAAAUAUAUAUAAAUACUCUGUAACACUUCCCAAACCAAUUACUUGAUUUGUUCUCCCCCAAAAGCUUUAAUCGUUCAACGACCCGAAGGUAACAAAUUCGAUACAUAUUCUAUACAUACUAGUAAUGAAUACGUCGUGGACUUCGACUCAUUUGCGAAUUGUUGUGGCUUCUUAGUCGUAGUUAGCUUACGCCUAAGACGUUGAUGCAGCAGGUGCAUGUGGUGACUGGGAAUCAGAGUUGAUGGUGGUCAGUUGGUGGUGGGGGAGUGAUGGCAUGGUGAAGGAAGAAGGAGGCUUUUGCCGCUUGUAACUGCUUUUACCGGGUAUGGUUCGAGACCCGACCGAUCCUGUUCGAUAUGUAUUUGUCCUUGUACUUAGAAAUCGUAAGCAUACACUAUGGAAUAUAUAUCACUGUGUCAUAUCGUACAUUUAAACCGCAGCAGAAGGUAAAUUGUUAUACAAAAAGUAUUCACAUAUAGGAAACGUAUGUAAACAGCCCAAAUAAUAGCGGCGAAGCAGAAACUAAUCAAUAAUAUCAAACAUAGUUAAUUAAACUAAACUAACUCGAUUGGCAUGCAACCACGUACUAAAAAUUGUAUAUGCAUUUAAUUUAGAGAAAAACUACGGAAUACGAUUUAUGUCACACAAAAAAAGAAACGAAACCCAAUCCAACCGAUGGAUUAGGACGCUAAUGGUAUGCUAGUUGGUUAGCAGUAGGGGACGGCGAAUGGAACUAUUUUACCGAAAUGUAUUGCACAAUAUCGAAACACUUAUUAAUAUUAGCGAACGUAACUAAAAACUUACAGAAAAUGGUAUGCAUUCGAACGGUAUCAAAACAAACUGACUCAUAUAGCAGGCACAGGACUAGCGAACUAGCCCAAACAUCUCUGAAGAAUCCUUUGGAAUACGUUUCCUUUUAAAUAUUUGAGGCGAUCCGUUACUAGAAUGUGUCAAUAAUAGUUUUGGAAGAAGCUUCUUUUCCUUCUCAGUUUCUAGGAGUUUUGAAAUCGCGAGGGGUUUCUGCGGGCCGAAUGUUUUACGUUUAUGCUUGGUUUAGUUGGAGAGUGUAUAUGCCUACGUCUAUACAUAUAUGCAUUGAAUGUGCCUAAACUAUUUUUUUGUUCUUCAUAAAACCAGACUCAGCUACCCUGUGUAUUCCUACUUUGAGAAUCCUUGACGCUUAAUGGGGAUUUUGUUAUUAAUGGUCUUUUCGAGCCAAAAUUUCAUCUGUCACACUUAACAAGUAAAUGGAGACCAAAUGCUCAGGGCUUUAGCGAGUUAUAGUAGUCUUAACAAUAUACAAAACCAAAAACACAAGGGGAAACCCACUUAAGAAUUAAGGGAAAAAACAUCAUGAGCAUGCUCCAUCAAACGUUAGGCAAUCGCGUUUUAGUUCAUACUUUAGCUCUUGUCACAACAAUAAUAAGAACAAUCCAGAGAACAAACUUACAAAAUCCAAGCAAUCAAUUUGUUGAAAAAGACUGAAAACGUAAUAAAACAAAAAGAUACGAGAACACUACGGGAAAAGAUACUGUAAAGAGAAUCCCUUUUGCAGACAGAGUUGUCAUUAAUUUCGAUAUAGUGGCGUCAGAUACAUAUAUUUCGAGAAUCCCCAGUCAUGAAAGUCUCAGAGUUUCCUUUUUUUCCUUUGCAACCAGUUAGAAAUGUUCAGUUUCAAACCUUUUAGCGCGUCAUUGAACUCUACCAAAAACGAUAUAAAAUCUUAAAGUAAUAGUGAAAUAUUAGCGGAAAUAAUACAAAAUAUUACCACCAGCAAUUUGCUACUUAAUUAAUAUGCAAGUUUAAUAUUCAAUGCUAUGAGCAAAAGUCUAACAAAUAGUUCAAAUCGUGUCGAGGCGAGAUACGAGUUUUCAUGUAGGAAAAACCAACAAAUACCCCAAAAAACUAUCACAAAAUUACUCCCGAUUGUAUUUUACAAAUUUGAAGUCACUUUCUAAGCCCACCAUUAAAGGAAGAAACCGAAUAAUAAUUAAACUAAC